CCAGAAGCCCUGCGUCAAUUUAUAGCGGAUUCUACAGGGCUAGGCUAGCUAGCUACUGCAUUCCAAAUAAACAACAUUAACAAAAUCUAACAUUAGUGGAUAUAAUAUGCUGCGCAGAAAGCCCACCCGUCUGGAAUUGAAGUUGGAUGACACUGAGGAGUUUGAGAGUGUCAAGAAAGAGCUUGAGAUUCGGAAAAAACAGAGGGAUGAAGUGGAUGUUGUUGGUGUGGCUACGUUUAGUAACAUGGUGGGGGCCAGCGGUGGAACAGGGGAUGGGAAGACACGGGGACAGAUGAUCAACGAGAGAAUAGGCUACAAGCCCCAUCCUAAACCCAACACCUUGCCCUCACUCUUUGGAAACCUGCAGUUUUAGGUUCCUAAUGGGCACAUUAACGAGACUGCUCAAACUGUUGGCUCCACCAGUGUAGGUGUGUGGAGGGCACAGUAACAAUGCUAUUGACAUGGUCCGGGAUACUUGUGUGCUUGCCUGAGAUCAGAAUUCUCUCUACAAAGAAGUGUAGUUUGAGGAUCACGUUUUGCUUAUAACACAUCUUUUAAAGUAAUGUUCUUGCAUUUACCUGAAAUGUUAUGACUUGCGAUGCAAAGCGUGUGGCCUUUUGUACAAUAUGUUUCAUGGGAGCUGUUGUAGUGGUUUCCCUCCUUUAUUACAAAAAUCCAGACUUGGUAGUCCCAGGAAGGUGAAGGUAGCAUCUUUGGGGCAAGAUGGAAUGGACUUUAAUAACUGAUUUAGUUCUUACAAUGGUAUGAUUGUAGUUUAUUGGCCUUCAAGGCUGCAUUAUGAGAAUGCAACAGAAUCAAACAUACAGUUCUUGAAUGAUACCAUUUAUUACUUGUUUUCUCUAGAUGAUUACAGCACUGUAAAUACAUCAUACUAUACAGACAUGUCUGUGGACUUAACAGUCCAGGUAAUGUUCACACUGUUGCUGCGCUGGAGUGGCAGUCAGAUUCCCACUGCUGUUUUGGCCCAUUAACUUCAACGCUCGAUUUGUACAGUAGACUCUAAUAAGAAAUCUUUAUACAUGAUCCCAUGUGGUAAAGCAGAAACAGUUAUAAUAUGUUCAAGUAUACACUAACUAUUAAUGUCCCUGGCUUGAUUGUAAUGUAAUGAGAAUGUGCGGCUGUUAAAUCCAGUUAUAGCAACUAGGAAUUUGACCCCCAAACCAGGCACAGCACGUCACGAAGGCUAUUUAGACAAGCAGCUCAAUUCCGAUAUUUUUUUCCACUAAUUGGUCUUUAGACCAAUCACAUCAGAUCUUUCUACAACUGACAUUUUCCCAGAUCUGAUUGGUCAAAAGACCAAUUAACUUAGUGCAACAAAAAAUGUAUCAGAAUUGGGCUGCCUGUCUACAGAGACAGACAAUUCUGACAUUUCCACUAAUUGGUCCUUUAACCAAUCAAAUCAGCUCUAUUGCCAAACAAAUCAGUAAAAGAUCAGAAUCAGACUGCCUGUGUAAAACACAGCCUUAGGCAACUGAUAAACAUUUACUAGUCACUUCUCAGAUGAAAAUAAUUAUAAUCAAGAUAAACUAAAAAUACUACUUUCUCUUUAGGUUCUACUUCAUAGAUAUCCCCUCCUGUCAAAGUGUUAACUGUGAGGCGUAAGCACCGAUAGGUCACAAGAGGUGCAGUAAUCUUGUGUUACUAGGCCAGUCUGAGAAAGCACUAGAUCCAUCCUCAUACUUUCCCAUAGUUCCCUGCUUGUCCUUGGGAUCUGAGCACUUGCUCCAAUAAGGACACUAGUAUCCAUGUGUUGACAUGCUAACUAAUUUAACCCUAUUGAAUGAAUGCACCAAAAGUUACUCCCAAGUUAUAUUAUGAACAUUUUACAUUGGCUUCUUGAUGUACAAGAGUCAAUUUACAUUUGUGUGUCAGAUCAAGCCUUCGAGUGCCGAGUGUCAUUGGUAAAUAAUGAGGUUGUCAUUCAUAAACUACCAAAAUCGAACACUGCAUAGCAGUGUGUAUCAUGAAGAGGGUUUCAAAGGUUGUCACGCUCUGCUGCAUUACACUAAUGUAUAUAAUCACACGACAUGUAAAGUGUACUGUACUUCACUGCUUGUCCACUGGACAAUCUUUAAAAAAAGAAAAAAAAACACUGGCACUUGUCAGUAGACUACA
This is a messenger RNA of Salmo salar (Atlantic salmon), 2136 nucleotides long. Its product is annotated as anaphase-promoting complex subunit CDC26. Gene Ontology annotation, biological process: anaphase-promoting complex-dependent catabolic process; regulation of mitotic cell cycle; protein K11-linked ubiquitination. The record is from RefSeq and is a predicted model, not a curated record. NCBI's taxonomy places the organism in Eukaryota, Metazoa, Chordata, Actinopteri, Salmoniformes, Salmonidae. Gene Ontology annotation, cellular component: anaphase-promoting complex.